Messenger RNA from Penicillium verhagenii, 1530 nucleotides. RefSeq names its product MCT family MFS transporter. Lineage: Eukaryota; Fungi; Ascomycota; Eurotiomycetes; Eurotiales; Aspergillaceae. Gene Ontology annotation, biological process: transmembrane transport. The record is from RefSeq and is a predicted model, not a curated record. The coding region runs from base 1 to 1530 and encodes 509 amino acids. Gene Ontology annotation, molecular function: transmembrane transporter activity. The transcript has 2 exons. Gene Ontology annotation, cellular component: fungal-type vacuole membrane.
AUGUCCACCGAGGCCGGGCCUGCCAGCACAUCAGCUGUCGACCAUGAACCCGGCCUCAUUUCGCAAUCACCGGAUUCUGUCAUCGCAUCCAACGAAGAGGUUCCCACUUUCUUGGCAGAUCAGGAGAAAUCCAUGACCCAUGUAGUGGACUCUGAGAAGCAGGUCCAUUUGGACUCAGCUGGUCAGCUGGCGGAGCAUGAACCCGCUCAAGAUGAUACGUUCCAUCGAAGUCGAACGGCAUCCACAGUGGUCUCCUCGCACCAAUCUGUCCAUAGAGACCCCAUGAGCCGGGUAACGACAGAUGCAGAGGGAAAUGUUUAUCCCGAGGGUGGGAAAGAGGCAUGGCUGGUGGUGUUUGGAAGUUUCCUUGGCUUGUUUGGUUCACUUGGACUGGUCAACACCAUUGGUACUUUCCAAGCAUAUAUCGAGGAGCACCAGUUGAAAGACUAUAGCUCCGGUGACAUUGGCUGGAUUUUCGGCAUGUUCGCCUUCUUGACUUUCUUCUGCGGUGUUCAAAUUGGCCCGAUCUUCGAUGCUCGUGGCCCGCGGUUCCUCGUCCUCGCCGGUUCCAUCUGCGAGAUGGCUUUCGUCAUUCUCCUUGGAUUCUGUACCAAGUACUGGCAUUUUAUGCUGGUCAUCGGCGUGCUGGGUGGCGUGGGAGCGUCGCUCAUUUUCACCCCGGCCAUCUCUGCCGUCGGACAUUUCUUCUACGAGAAGCGUGGUGUCGCGACGGGCCUUGCUGCCACCGGUGGCUCGGUUGGAGGUAUAGUUUUUCCACUCAUUCUUGAAGCCCUGUUUCCCAAGAUCGGAUGGGCCUGGGCAACCCGUGUAGUUGCCCUGAUCUGUCUCAUUGUGCUGUCUGCAGCAAACCUCCUUAUCAAGUCUCGACUUCCACAGAAGCCAUUCUCCAAGGAGAAUAUUCUACCCGACUUUCGCAUUUUCAGUGAUCCUCGAUUUGCAUUGACUACAGCGAGCGUCUUCUUUAUAGAAUGGGGUCUUUUCAUUCCCAUCAGCUAUAUCUCAUCCUAUGCACUUGACCAAGGCUUCUCCGACAAAUUCUCCUACCAGAUCCUGGCCAUUCUGAACGUCGGCUCAUUCUUUGGACGAUGGUUGCCCGGUUUCUUUGCUGACUUCUUGGGACGUUUCAACACCCUCAUUGUUACCGUGGCUCUUUGCUUACUCUGCAAUGCAUGCCUUUGGCUACCCGCGGGAAACAGCCUGGCUUUACUCGUGAUCUAUGCACUACUUUUUGGAUUCGCCAGUGGUAGCAACAUCAGCUUGACACCUGUUUGCGUCGGUCAGCUUUGCAAGACUGAGAACUACGGCCGGUAUUACGCUACCGCUUACACAAUUGUGAGCUUUGGUACCUUGACCGGUAUGCCCAUCGCUGGUGAGAUUCUGGCCCGUUGCAAUGGGCAGUAUUGGGGUGUUAUUGUGUUUACUACUGCCUGUUACGCAGCCGGAUUGAUCUGCUGCACAGCUGUCAAGGUUAUUCACGUCGGAUGGCGUAAGCCAUUGGCAAUCUACUAG